CUGAGCCUUACCUCUCUCAAAGCCUUCCCAGGGAGUUUGUGAGCAUGAAAGGAGAGGAGAUAAAGCCGGGCUUUGUCAGCCACCAAGCGCCAUGCAAAUAUUCCUUGCCUCCAUGCCUGCUGUCAGUGGUCCCUUCCCACCCCCUUCUCUGGCUCCCUCGCCCUAGAACACAACUCAGAGUCCACCUUCUCCGGGAAGCCUCCGCUCGCCAGCCUUGUGAGCACUAGGGGAUACAACUAACUCCGGGCUUGGUCCUCCCCAACUGUGAACUCCAGUCCUCCUCGGCCUCCCCCAGGGCAGUGUCUGUUGUUCUAGAAUCCACUUUUCUGGAUUUCCAGCCUAGGGCUGUUCUUUUAAUUAAUGCUGGUGGAGGAGGAAACCUGUGUCCUGCCUAAUUAUGAAACAGUAUAGUGUCUCACUGGGCCAGCCAGGCAGCCGGGCGGACUUCGAGCCAGCCAGGGCUGGGUUCUGGCAAUGGCGGGGUGACCCUGGGCAAGACCCGUAACUCCCGGGGUCUAGGGAAUCACCGGAGGGCCCGCUCCCUCUCUAGCCAGUCACUGGUUUCCGGUCCUCCCUAGAAGCGUGACCCUGGACAGCUCCAUUUUCUUCCUCGGUCAAACUCUUGGAGUCAGGGCCUUGGGUCCCCAGUUCUGUAGGUCUCUCAUUGUGCUCAGUGGAGGGUCAGAAGGCUCGCUCCCUGAAGGCAGGGGCUGCCUGGUCCCUCCUUGGGCCCUAGCGCAGUGUCCACAGCACUGAAAAGCCCCCUGACGCUUCUUUGGGCCCACCAGCAAUGACGAGUUCAUUUGAGAUAGGAAAGUGCUUUGAGGGAGGGGCAAGAGGCGCCAUACACGUGUCAGGGGCUGUUAAUGUUAUUAGCGGGGACCCCCCUGAAGAAGGUGGAGCUGAGCAUAAGGCUGGGAUUAAACCCCAGGCUCUGAGCCCCUCCCUGCCACCUGCCCCUCCCCUCCCAGCUCUUGGCCCCUUUCCCCCCACACCAGUUUUAAUCUCAGGCCUUAAUCCUGCUUGGAAAUCCUUGCCCAGUUUGCAUGGCCAAUCCCCCGCCCCCUGAAGCAAACCAACCAGCCCAAAGCUGACAGCAGCCUGGGGCCCGGUGGGCUGGGCACAAAUGAGGGGCUCCCAGUUCGCAGGUGUGGUGGGGAGACAGAGGGCCCUGACUCUGGGGAGACCGAGUCCCGGGCCUUUCUCUAGCCAGGCAGACAGCGUCCUUGCCACACGAGCCCUUAAAUACAUGCAGAGAGUGGGGGGUUCGUGCUACCUCCACUGUGGGGCGUCUCCAUUAUAGCCCCGACUCAGCGGUGGGGGUGCAGGUCCCCGUGCUCACCGCUAUUUCAUCUAGAAGCACCUGUCUGUCCCUUCAUAGGCUGCAGCCCCUGCGGGCAGCAAGCAACAACCCAUCUUCUCUGCCCCCUCUGCAAGGGCAGAGAAAGCACAGGGAGAGGAUACCAAGGGGAGAGCCGGCUCUCGCUCCCCCAGUUCUGUCCCUGCCCUUCUCGGGACAAUGGCCUCAUCUAUAAAAAGAGGAAUCCAGACCAGGGGGGCUUUAGGAUCUUCUUCAUCUCUGAUGCUUAGGGUGAGACCCCUCUAGGAAGACUAGAGGUGGGGUCCCCAAAGCCUCUGUCUCCUGCUUGGCAAGGUUCUUCUGAACCCAGUCAGGGACCAGCCUCCUCAGGAGCCCACUGCUUAUCAGUCAUUCCAGGACUGGCUUUCUGCUGUUAUUUAUUGCUCUGGCCAGGUCGGGCAGGGUGACAGUGGGCGUUGGGCCCCUGCCCAGGGCCAUGUGGCUGCCACGCGUCAGGACAGACUGACCUCAUCCUCACCUCUGGGGGUUUGGGGGGCACAGCUCCCUCUUUAUAGCUCUCCUGUCAGCAAAAGACCUCUUAUCGAGCUCCCCCCCUUUACUUUUCUAGGGAAUUCUCCAAAUGAGUCCCCGACCCCAGGGAUCCAGCUCCCAGGGGUCCAUCCCAAGGCCCCAGUGCCCCGUUCCUAUAGUCUUCUCCCACUCCCACCCCUCACCCACGCUGCCGGAUGGGGCACAGGGGUGACAGCUGUGUAAGCAGCCUGACCCCCCUCUCUCCCCUCCCUUCACUUUCCUACCCCUCCCCCCUCCAGCUGUCUCCAUCCUGUGACAGCUGCCCCAGUGAAGGGCUGGGGGCUUAGCUAGCCCCCUCCCCCUCAGAUCGAGUGUCCACCCAAGCUUUGUUCUAGGGCAGAACAAUCCAGUGGGGGUGGGGUGGGGAGGGGAGGGAAGAAGGCUCUGGGGGCCAGGGAGGGAGUGGGAGUGGGUUGACUCUAAACUGCCCAUGGAGGGAUUCCCUCCCCCUUACUCCAGUGUGGACUCCAGGAGGAGGACGGAAGUGGCUGGGAGUGGGGGUGGGUUCCUGGGCUUGGCUGCAGGGCUCAGGCCCAUCCUGGAGGUAGCUCUUCCCCCCACUCCCUCCUUAGGCUCCAUCGCCCUAACUCCUUUUUUGCCAGCUACACAUCCCUCACCAGCCCUAGGGACGGCCUGUUGGCCACGGCUUUGGAGUCGGGCUGUCCUAGAUUGGAGUGAUUUCCCCCAGCUCUUGCUCAGCAUCCCCUCCUGCACGGGUCUCCUAGCCAGGGCCACGCUUAAGCAGCCCCUCUGUCAGGGACCAGACUGAGGGCUGAGGUAAGAGGCUGUGCCCUCGAGCCAUCUGCUAGGCACAUGGAAGCCCCAGGGAACAAGGGAGAAAGAGUCAGAGCAAGUCCCUUGGAUUUGGGGAGAGAGGGGAAGGGAGGAAAGAGGAGGGCUGAUCCCUUUCAAGUCCCCUUUUGGCGCACACCCUCCUUUGUUAGUCCCUUGGAUUCUUUGAAAAAAAUAUUUUUUGGGUAUCGGCGUAGCUGAGACAAUUCUAUAAAUUAGCUGUUAUUAGUUAUUUCUGGCCUCUCCCUCCCGUUUUUUCUCUGCAACCAAAAUUUCUUUUAACCAGCCCUAGUUGCUCAUCAAAAGGAUAACCUUUCUAAAAGACGCUUAGCGGUGGACAAGGCGAAAGAACAAAGUUCCCCCUCGAUAUUCAGAGAUCUAAAUGUACAGUGUUCCGUGGACACAACCCAGGAUUCAUACACCCCAAAUCCACGACUGCUUUUACAGGAGACAGUGGGGUUGGAGAAAGACCUAAAAUUAAGCGGGCCUGAGUUCUAAUUCUGACCCCAGCUCUCACUCACUCCCUGUGUGACCUUGGGCAAACAAAAGUAAACACUUUGCCUCGGUUUCCUCAUUAGCCAAAUGGGGGGAGGGGAGUUGGAUGAUAUGACCUCUGCGGUCUCUUCCAGCUCCGACCUCUGAUCCCUUUAUCCCACAUUCAGGUAUUUUGGAGGCUGUUUGGAAGCCACACUCUCCCAGAAACGAAUGUUCCAGCUGAACCCCAGCGGUCGGGCCGGCCGGGAACCCCGGAGGUUGGGGGAGCCCGUCAGACACUUGCCUCGGCCUCUCAGCUCGGGGUCUCAGGACCCGCUCGAUGGGACGGAUGCCGGCUCAGGGCAGAGAGGCCCAGGGCACCUGGGGAUGCUUCAAGCUCUUUAGGGGAUUAACCUCACAAUCCCUGGAUUAUUCCUUCCCACUCUCCCAAGAUCUGAGAGGAGACCAAAGCCUGGUCACCGACCUCUGGGCCGCUUUGUGGGUGUCUGGGUCCCAACCCCUUUUCCCAGCCGCCUCCUCUCGAGGGGACACAAAAGCGGGGGAGCAACAACUGAACGGCCCAGGAUCUGGCAGGGACGGAGAGGCCGCCGACCUCUUACUUUGGGAAUAUCCACUGAGUCACGGGCAGGAGGUGGACAGACUACGGGGAGAGGGAGAGGCAGGGGAGGGGACGGAGCAGGCGUCGGCCGGCAGGAAAGGGGCCCAUCCACUGCCCAGCACCGACCCCCGGGUCCUCACCCCCUUCCCCAUUUUACAAACAAACAGAUCCAUGACUUGUUCAAGGUCAGGGUCGGAGCCAGAACUAGAACUCCAAUCUCAGACAACCCGAGUAUCUUGUACUAACCUAGAGCCAGUGGGACCGAGUGGGAAGGGAUCGAACGCUGGAGGAAGGGGCAGCCCCUGAGCUAGGGGGCAGAAGGGCUGGGUCUCAGCACACGCUGCCUGCCUCCAUCCCUCCCUCUGCCUUGGCCUGGGCCUGGCUGGGGUGUGUGGGCUGUGGGCGUCCCCCCACCCGGCCCCCCUCUCUGAGCCACCAGAGAGAACAAUCCCCUUGUGUUUGGGCCAUCCAGCUCUGCAUGCUGAUGAAGGGGGGCUCCUGGGGGAGGGGAGCAAGGACAUGGGCAGCCAGGACCCUGGAGGGGCUAUCCCUUGGUGGGGGAGCCUGGGAGAAGAGACCCACCACACUGGGCAGGAUGGAAGCUGGGCCCUCGAGGAGGACAUUCCUUGAGAGAAAGAGAAGUAGGCCCCUGGGUGGGGAGGGGUCUCGAGGAGGGAGGGAGCUGGUGGGUACUUAGGGAAGAAGAGCUGGGGCAGCCUGACUGCGCAUAAGGACAGGGUGGAGUUGCCAAGCCAGGAGGGUUAGGAAAGGAGGUUGCAGAGGGUCAAGGUCCUCGAUUUCUGGGUUCCCAGAACCCAGUGUUCCCCCUUCUGAAUGCCGCUGCCCUCGGGGGGGAUGCAGGGAAGGGACAGAGGGAGGCAGACCCUGAAAUGCCAAAGGUCAUGAGAUGGUGGUCAGAGCGCGGCGGGCAGUGGGCACCUCCCCGCCCUGGCUCCGGCCGGUGGUCCCGUGGGUGCUGGGGCCCUGAAGGCUCUGGCUCCGGGCAUGGGGAGGACAGCAGGGGAAGCUGCCCAGGACUCCGGUCUCCAUCCCUGUCUCAAGUUGGGAGCCAGGAUCCCAGAGAUUGGAGCCGCUUGGCUGUGGAAAGCGGGGUACCUGAGCCAUUCACGGCUGGAAGCUGAACAAAUGGGGUCUGGGCUGGCAACGAGGCUGGGCCGGAAAAGGCUGAAGUUAGGGGGCAGGGCCCUGGAUGAAGAAGUGGGUGGUCUGGGGGUUGGGAGGCCUUGUUUAGGGUCAGGCAGCCUGAGAAUGUGGGCGUGGGGGUCGGGGGCCUGGGUGGAGGAGCUUGGCCCUGAGUAUUACAGGUGUCUGGGUGUCCGGCUGAGGCAGAGCUGGGGCUGGGGGAGUGGGAUGGGGAAGCUGGAGUGGAGAAAGCUGGGGGUGGGGGGGCAUUCACUGCAAGGACCCGGGGUGGGGGGUGGGUGCAGGGCCCUGGACAGCAACCAAACCAGCCCCUGGCCGGCCGGACCCACCCCUCCCUGCCCCCCAGCCCGGCCCCGCCUGCGCAAGCGUCCUUGCUUCUACCCUGUCCCUCGGGGGCCAGCAGGGUGUGUUCCCUGCAGCCCCGGGUCCAGCACUGCGGCCUCUUCCCUCCCCGGCCCCCACCCCAGAAAUCUGAGCCCCCUAGGAAAGGCCCCCACCCCCUUCCCAACUUUCCCCGGGGCCCGGCUUGGGUCUGUGGUUGACGCCCCUGCCUGCUGGGGCCCUGGAGUCACCUGCUGGGAGGAGGGUCUCUCCCGGUCCCCGGCAGGGCCGGGCGUCUGCUGUGCCCCCUGCCCGCCUGUCCGGCCCAGGGUGCAGUCCCUCUCCUCCCCAGGCAGGGUCCCUGCCCCUUCCCCCUCCCGGCCCGGCCCGGCCCGGCCCAGCCCAGCCCAGCCCAGCCCAGCCCAGCCUGCCGGUACCUCUGGGGUCUGUCCUGCAGCGCUGGGGGGGUGGCUGGGCCGCUCAGUGCCACAUUGUCCCCGGGAGAGGCGGCCGCUCACAACUGCUAGUGACAUCAGCUGCGAACAAUGA
Molecule: messenger RNA, 5810 nt
Organism: Antechinus flavipes (yellow-footed antechinus)
Lineage: Eukaryota; Metazoa; Chordata; Mammalia; Dasyuromorphia; Dasyuridae
Product: translation initiation factor IF-2-like
Exons: 2
Coding region: 4782-5810 (342 amino acids)
Source: RefSeq, a predicted model, not a curated record